UUUAUCCACGAUUGUUUCAGUUCCACGCGAAGCGCAACUGUGUCAACGUGCAUCAUUCUCGUUCAACAUUUAUUUCUCGACGUUUUCAUUUCGAAACGAGAACAUAAGUUGAACCGACCACUCUGCAAAAGGUGAAUCGACUAACAGAAGCUGAUACCAAGUGAAAAAAAAAAGAACCAGUUAUGGUAUCAAUAAAUUAACAUCUUAAUUCAGAUGUAAACAAAGAAGAUUUAUUCUCCAAUACUAGCAUCGAGAUUUCAAUCAAUCCUUUGUUAAAUAAGAAUUUCCAACGACAGUGAAAAUCAUCGGUGAUUUAUGUGAUUCAUUGUUCGUCGAAUUUCGUAAAAAUCAAACUUGUUUUGUGACGAAGAAAUGCGGUAACAAACAUCAAGCGAUAAUGCCGUUGGACGUGAUCAUUAGCAGGUACUUGGGCACGUUGCCAAUCAAAGGAUUGUUAUGGAUAUGUCUACUAACGUGGACAAUAUCAACGGGCCAUGCGAUCGAAGUCGAUUGUUGCCCACACGGAUCGCUAUUGAUGCCUUCGAUGAAUUGUUCCGAUGGUACGAGAAUUCAUCUAAUGUGCCCUCAUGGUAGUUACCUGAUCGACCCAGACGAAUCUGCUAACGACAACUUUACCGUAAUUUACGAAUAUGGCAAACCCUGGCUACAAUUUACGGAAACAGAUUAUGAGAAAAUCGCGGCGAACAGAUUCUGCGUGGCAAAUCGAAACAAUGCCAGUACCAAGAUCGCAUUCGUAUGCUUCGAAGGAGAACACUAUAGCAGUUCAACGAUAUGGAAAGAUACAUUGUUCUGCAUCCUCAGUAUCAUAUCGGCUAUAUUUUUAAUCGCUACUAUAGCUGUUUACGUGCUACUGCCAGAAUUAAGAGAAAUUCAAGACAAAGCCAUGAUGGCUGCAGUUACAUCACUUGCGGUCAGCUAUAUUGUUCUUUCCAUUCAGAAUCUGAGACCCCAGGAAGAAGGAGAUUAUACUAUAUGUAUCUCUUUAGGAUUUAUUCUUUAUUUUGGCUUUAUAUCUGUCUUCUUCUGGCUAAAUAUCGUCUCUUUUAAUAUUUGGAGAACUGUUUGGUUUAAGCAUUUCAUGAUCAAAGAUAAGCUACUAUUUACUAUCUAUUGUUUGUGCGGAUUUGGUGGACCAACGUGCUUCCUGAUAGCGGCAUUGAUAAUGCAUCACAUCGAUGGACGACACUUGAAGCCUGGUUUUGGCGAAGAAACCUGUUGGUUCAGUGGGCCCAAACAAAUGUGGGCGUAUUUUUAUGGGCCAAUUGCCAUUUUACUGACGCUGAACAUCAUCUAUCUGGGAUUGACGAGCUGGAAAUUGUGGCAUCAAUGUCGUGAUUGCCAUGGAGGAAAAUUAAAAGCACUUCGCUUUAAAUUUCUACUUUAUGUUAAAUUGAUAUUUGUUAUGGGUGUUACUUGGAUCUUCGAGGUGCUUUCUUAUGCUGAUGGUUCCAGGAAUAAUUUUUGGAUACCAACGGACAUUCUGAACGCGUUACAAGGUUUCAUAAUAUUCCUGUUACUGGUCGCCACACGGAAGCGUGUCCGAAAGUUGCUAGCCAAAAAAAGACCUUGCGGAAUUGGAUUUCCGAAAUCUUGGACAGCCUACAAGGACGAAGAGUGCGAAGACGUGGUCCUACCCGAGGAAGUUGAAUUAUCCCAACACGACUGUUAGUCCUUCUAUCAUUAUCAUUCUUCUAUUAUCUUUGCAUUUUUAACACUUUGAUGGUUGUAAAUUUCAUUAUUAGAGAAUUAUUAUUUAACAAUUUUGAAUUGUAAAAAGUGACAAUAGCCGUCAAAGUGUUAAUUAAAAUAAUUAUAUUUUAGGAUUAAUUUAAUACUCUAUUAAUCCACCUAGUCGACAUUUUGUUUCAUAAUCACAAACUAUGCAAGAAUCUCUGCACUAUUAUUAUAAAAAAAAAAAAGAAGAAAAAAAAGAAAAAACACUAAAGUAGGAAAACGUGUUAAUUAUCAUCGUGUGACUGAUCGUGUAUCGAUUAUGCUUUACACGAUCUUUUGUAGAUUAGUUAAAGAAAAUCCAUUCUAUUUUUUUUAAGAUUUCAACGCGAUUUUUUUCGCAGUUAAUCACUUUAUUUUCCUCCUUUCAAAACGUUUGCGUCGUACUUUCAUUCUAGUCGACUCAUGCCGCAUCGCUCAUGACGAUUCACCUUAAAUUACGCACGCUUCUGACGUGUUUUAACCAUUUAAAAAAAUAAAAAAAAAAAAGAAGAAGAAGAA
Molecule: messenger RNA, 2253 nt
Organism: Osmia lignaria (orchard mason bee)
Lineage: Eukaryota; Metazoa; Arthropoda; Insecta; Hymenoptera; Megachilidae
Product: G-protein coupled receptor Mth2
Biological process (GO): G protein-coupled receptor signaling pathway; cell surface receptor signaling pathway
Cellular component (GO): membrane
Molecular function (GO): G protein-coupled receptor activity
Source: RefSeq, a predicted model, not a curated record